This is a messenger RNA of Osmerus eperlanus (European smelt), 2219 nucleotides long. Its product is annotated as class I histocompatibility antigen, F10 alpha chain-like. Gene Ontology annotation, cellular component: external side of plasma membrane. Bases 109 to 1206 code for a protein of 365 amino acids. The transcript is spliced from 8 exons. The record is from RefSeq and is a predicted model, not a curated record. NCBI's taxonomy places the organism in Eukaryota, Metazoa, Chordata, Actinopteri, Osmeriformes, Osmeridae. Gene Ontology annotation, biological process: immune response.
AUUGUCGCCUUACUUAUUGACAGGGAAAGUCAGUCUCUGUCAGUUCUGAUUCAGCAAGAAGCGUCGAGUGAAGUUCUUGUUUAGCUACAUUCUGCGGCUAACAUCAAAAUGAAACUCCUCUUUCUUCUCUUCCUGGUGAUAAAUGGAGCGCACGCGGCCACACAUUCGCUGAAAUACUUCUACACAGCAACUUCAGGAAUACCUAACUUCCCAGAGUUUGUAACAGUGGGGCUGGUGGAUGGCCUGCCUAUCUCAUACUACGACAGUAAGAUCCGCAGAGAGACGCCUCGUCAGGAUUGGAUGGCUGAAACUGAGGGUCCUGAGUACUGGGAUCAACAGACUCAGGUCUCCAUCGGUUCUGAGCAGACCUUCAAAGCCAACAUAGAUAUUGGCAAGCAGCGCUUCAACCAGAGUGGAGGUGUACACACAGUCCAGUGGAUGUAUGGUUGUGAGUGGGAUGAGGAGACUGGAGCUACAGAUGGGUAUGAUCAGGAUGGUUAUGAUGGAGAGGACUUUAUAUCUCUGGAUCUGAAGAACCUGAGAUACAUCGCUCCAGUGCAGCAGGCUGUCAUCACCAAACACAAGUGGGACCAGAACAGAGCUCAGCUUGAGAACCGGAAGCACUACCUCACCCAGGAGUGUAUUGACUGGCUGAAGAAGUAUGUGGACUAUGGGAAGAGCACUCUGAAGAGGACAGUCCUCCCCUCCGUGUCUCUGCUCCAGAAGAGCCCCUCCUCUCCAGUCACCUGCCACGCUACAGGCUUCUACCCCAGAAGUGUCAUGGUGUUCUGGAGGAGAGAUGGAGACCAGGUGUACGAGGAUGUGGAGCAUGGAGAGGUUCUCCACAAUGAGGAUGGAACCUUCCAGAACAGUGUUCACCUGACAGUGAAGCCUGAGGACCUGGACAGCGGGAGGUAUGAGUGUGUGGUUCAGCUCUCAGGGGUUCAGGAGGACUUUGUCACCAAACUGGAGCGCUCUGUGGUGAAGACCAACCAUGGAAACACUGGAAGGACCAACCCAGGUGCAGAAGGUUCUGGUUCCUCUGGUCUCAUCAUUGGAGCUGUGGUUGCUGUUCUUCUGCUGGUCGCCAUCGUCUGUGGAGUCGUCAUCUGGAAGAAAAAGAAGAAUGCCAAGAAAGGAUUUGCUCCAGCUAACACCUCUGAUGAUGGAUCUAACUCCUCCAAUAACACAGCACCAAAAGCAUGAGGCCUUUCUGUUUAACCAAUCACAGAAGUGAUGCAGAGGAGAGAGGGCACAGACUAACUCACUUGAGUGAUAUGCAGAAAGACACCAAGACAAAUUAACCUACAACAGAACCUUCUCUCAUAAUGACUCAAAAAUAAUGAUUACUGAUCUUUCUAUGUCUGAAAUAUUUCUCUGAUCAGCUAAAAGAUAAACACUAUCAAUCAGAUCUUAAUGAGUAAUUUGUUUGAUAGUAGUUUGUAAACACCAACUUCUCUUCCGAAUGUUUUCAAUCUGGUUCCAGUCUUCUUUAUGUUCUGCUUCAGGGUUGUAUAGCCGUUUAACUCAGAAUGGUGUAUAAAUUAUCUUCACUCUUCAACAGCUUUAUAUUGAUUAUGUUGGCUUAACAUUUAAUAUUGUCAAGAUUUUUUAAUGAAUGUUCUAAUAAGUGGUUGGUUUCAUUCCUUUAUUUGUUUUGAUGUAGAAUAUAUAAAACUUUUAUUGAGAAAGAAGGUGUGCACUUCCAUGCAUGAAUCACUUUCACAUGUAACAAACAGACAUCAUUACAGAGAUACAAUGCAAACAUUCAUUCAUCAGAAACAAAUCCAUCCAACUAUUGCUAACUCAGUCCAACCUGUUUUAACAAUGUUGGUUCAUUCCACACAAACAAUGGCCAUGACUAUAAACGAUAUAACUAUAAAGCCUAUAUGGCUAUGAAUUGUUUAUUAUUUAAUUUGACUCUUAGUUUUAAGAUUACAAGUGAGUAAGAAUUGCAAUACCGGUCAGAUGGAUGUUUGUUUAUAUUGCAGUGUAAAGAAUUCUAUUUUAGUUAAGUAUCUCUUGUACUUUCUUAUUGUUUCAUUCAAAUGUUUUGGGAUUGUUUUUUACUAGCUUGAUAAAAGUGGUGGUGGGACUAUUGGAUGGGUUUCAGUGCAUAUGGGUAACUUUUAGUUAAGGUUUUUAAGUUUGACAUUAAACAUACAUUUGAGAUAAAAUUCACUUGUACUGUAAAUCUAAAAUAAAUGUACAAAAAUGGA